AAAUGUGUUUAUUACCGGUGGAUCUGGUUUUAUGGGUAAAGUAUUACUUGAAAAAUUACUUAGAAGUUGUACUGGAAUUCGUACAAUUUAUUUGUUGAUGAGAGAAAAAAAGGGUGUUUCGGAAGCAGAUCGUUUAAAAGAAAUGGUGAAAAAUCCGGUAUUUGAUAGAUUAAGGGCAGAAUCACCUAAGAUAUUAAAUAAAAUAAAAAUGAUUUGUGGAAAUUGUGAAUCGCCAGGAUUAGGAUUAUCCGAAACAGAUCGUUUUAUACUCCAGAAUAACGUUAAUAUUAUAUUUCAUGUAGCAGCGUCCGUAAGAUUUGACGAUUCUCUUAAGAAAGCUAUUUUAAUGAAUACUAGAGCAACUCGCGAAGUGUUGAAUUUAGCCAAAAAAAUGGUUAAUUUAGAUGUUUUAGUUCACGUUUCCACAUCUUACGCAAAUACGUAUCAUAAAAAAAUUAUUGAUGAAAUUCCUUAUCCAUCCCGGGUGGAUUGGCGAUUAAUGAUUAAAAUGGCUGAAAAUCUAGAUGAUUCUACAAUCAAUAUUCUUCAACCAAAAAUUUUAGAAAACUACCCAAAUACGUACACAUUUACUAAAGCACUAUCUGAAGAUAUUGUCAGUGAAGAAAGUGAAAAUCUUCCAAUAGUUAUUUUUCGACCAUCUAUCGUUACUGGUGCGUAUGCUGAACCUAUAGAAGGAUGGAUUGAUAAUUUUAAUGGACCUACAGGAAUGUUGCUGGGUGGCGGACUUGGCAUUCUGCACACUGUAUAUGUUGAUGAGAAUGUAAUCCCAGAUUUUAUUCCAGUUGACACCGCAAUAAACGCGAUGAUAAUUUCUUCAUGGUAUCAAGCUUUAGCUUUUAGAGAACAGGAUAGAAAAAGCUUGGUUAUAAACGCCUGUACAUCGAACAUGACACCAGUAUCAUAUCACUCUUUGCUUGAAAAUUCACUGAAAGUUGCAAAAAUUUUUCCAUUUUAUCGUAUGAUAUGGUACCCUUUUGUAUUAAUUACUAGCAACAAAUUUAUUUAUAAUAUCAAUGUAUUACUAUUUCAUAUUAUAUUUGGAGCAAUUUUAGAUAUUCUAAUACGUUUAAAAGGAGAAAAGUUAAGUUUAAUGAAAAUUUACCGAAAAGCAUAUUUUGCCAACAAUGCAGUUUCAUAUUUCAUGUUCAAUGAAUGGCGUUUUAAAAAUGGAUAUUUCUCAUCCCUAGACAAAGUGAUUAGCAAAGAGGAUCUUAAGAUUUUUCCGGUAAUGAUGAACCAAUUAUCUUAUGAAAAGACAAUAAAAGAAAUAGUUGUAGAUUUAUUUGGAAUGAAAAAGUAUUUGUUAAAAGAAGAAGUAAAUUCCAAAAAGAUACAACAAGCUAGAACAAAUCUACAAAGAUUGUUCAUUUUACAUUGCGCUGUAAUAAGUAUAAUAUUUUUAUCGAUAAUUCUCAUUUUAUGGAUAUGUCGAAAUAGAUACCAAAUUCUGAUGUAA
Chrysoperla carnea is the source of this 1477-nucleotide messenger RNA. RefSeq names its product fatty acyl-CoA reductase wat-like. Bases 32 to 1477 code for a protein of 481 amino acids. The record is from RefSeq and is a predicted model, not a curated record. NCBI's taxonomy places the organism in Eukaryota, Metazoa, Arthropoda, Insecta, Neuroptera, Chrysopidae. The transcript is spliced from 9 exons. Gene Ontology annotation, molecular function: alcohol-forming very long-chain fatty acyl-CoA reductase (NADP+) activity. Gene Ontology annotation, cellular component: peroxisome. Gene Ontology annotation, biological process: long-chain fatty-acyl-CoA metabolic process.